Messenger RNA from Pisolithus orientalis, 156 nucleotides. RefSeq lists its product as uncharacterized. Lineage: Eukaryota; Fungi; Basidiomycota; Agaricomycetes; Boletales; Pisolithaceae. The transcript has 2 exons. Gene Ontology annotation, molecular function: DNA binding; DNA-directed RNA polymerase activity. The record is from RefSeq and is a predicted model, not a curated record. Gene Ontology annotation, biological process: DNA-templated transcription. The coding region runs from base 1 to 156 and encodes 51 amino acids.
AUGAACCGUUUGACUACUCAGAUGAUCAUUAACACCUUCCACUACACUGGUGUAUCCAGCAAAAAUGUUGCACUUGAUGGACCUCAUCUGAAAGAUAUCAUCAAUGUUGCCACCAAUAUCGAAAACAUGUUUGCUUUCCAUAUACUUGAAAUCUGA